AUGGAUCGUCUCGAAUUACAAACCUUGGCGGAUGAAACUUGGGCGCAGUACGAACGAGACGAACGUAAACGACUUAUUAUUGGCAAGGAUCCGCUCAUUAAUGAACUUAAUGACGAUGAUGAUGACGAAGACGGUUUUGAAGAAUAUGACGAAGAUGGAAAUCAUCAAUUUAAAAAGAAGAAACACAAGAAAUUAUUCAGCAAGGGAUAUUACGCAAGUAGACAAGCCUUGUCCAGAGCCGAACUCCUGGCCGAAUGCAACCGUGUCAUGGGUGAAUACGAAAAAGCAGAGGCGGCCAAACGGAAGGCCCAUAAAAAAGCCAAAGAUGGAAACAUGGUGGACGACGAUGGCUUUGUGACCGUGUCCUAUUCUUCGAAUACAGCAACUGGAAAUGCCGCACAAGGAGGUAUUCACAAUCUGUUGGAAGAAAGCAUUACCACCAACUACCACCUCUCACAGUCGACCCAAUGCGCCACCGCGAAGGCGCAACAACAACAACAACAAAAAGAAAAAGGGAUCGGACGAGUUGCAAGACUUUUAUCGAUUUCAACGCAAGGAACACAAGAAACGGAGUUUGGCUGA
Molecule: messenger RNA, 582 nt
Organism: Cylindrotheca closterium
Lineage: Eukaryota; Bacillariophyta; Bacillariophyceae; Bacillariales; Bacillariaceae
Source: the annotation of a GenBank genome assembly